This is a messenger RNA of Necator americanus (New World hookworm), 351 nucleotides long. RefSeq lists its product as uncharacterized. The transcript is spliced from 4 exons. NCBI's taxonomy places the organism in Eukaryota, Metazoa, Nematoda, Chromadorea, Rhabditida, Ancylostomatidae. The coding region runs from base 1 to 351 and encodes 116 amino acids. The record is from RefSeq and is a predicted model, not a curated record.
AUGUGUAUGACUCCCGUUUACCAGAGAGUGGCAAAACGAGUGAGUAUUCCGAUGGCGAAGAUUGACGCCGAGAGGAACAGCGCAAUUACCAAUCGUUACCAUUUACGAGGGUAUCCAACAUUGAUGCUCUGGAAAGAUCGCAAGGGACCGUAUCAAUACAUUGGCAAACCCUGUGAAGAAGAGAUCGUGAAUUGGAUUGGAAGAUACGCUGGUAACGUGUGGACGUAUAGAAGAAGAGAGGCUGCUAAUGAACAAAUGAGGAUGUUCAUCCCUGAUCGCCCUGCUAAUGUUGUCAACAGGAGAGGUAGUCGAUCACCCUCAGUUCCUGGUGGAGGAAACAAAAUGAGUUAA